This is a messenger RNA of Gracilinanus agilis (Agile Gracile Mouse Opossum), 552 nucleotides long. RefSeq names its product proline rich acidic protein 1 (gene PRAP1). The transcript has 5 exons. NCBI's taxonomy places the organism in Eukaryota, Metazoa, Chordata, Mammalia, Didelphimorphia, Didelphidae. Bases 1 to 552 code for a protein of 183 amino acids. The record is from RefSeq and is a predicted model, not a curated record.
AUGUUUAUGAUUGGCAUAGACCAUAACCAAUGUGCAAUUAUCAUUGACAACAUCCUGAACCAGGGAUCAAAAGUUUGUAUAACAAGGAUAAUCUCUAUGGCUCAGCAAGGUGUAACCAGGCACUCCUGGCACACUGUUGAUGCAAGGUUGAUCCUACUGGCCAGCUUAGCUGUUCUACUGUUCCAAGAGGUCCAUGGAGCCUCCAAAUACAAGGUCUUAAUGAAUGCCAAAAGAAGGGACGGCUUCUCUGAAGAGAACACUAAUGAACAAUUGAAUUGGGGCCGAAAGGCUAUUGGCCAACCAGAAAAAGACAACAUUCUCUUUGAACCCAAGCCCAAAUUGGAACUUUUCACAGAUUGGGAGAAAGAACAAGAUCCCUUGAGACAUUUCCAAAAUCCGGUGCACUUACCUGAAGAAGACAGAGAUUCCUUCUACCACCCAAGUUCUAUAGAGGAUGUCAUUGAAGAACCCAGAAUGCUGAAGAGAUUUCAUUAUGAAGUGCUUCAGGGGCCAGAAGAAGACAGAGACCAUAUCUACCACAGUGCAGAUUAA